UGCCACGUGCUGCUGCUCGCUCUUGCUCUCGCUCUACCAACCCCUCGCCCCGACUUUCGACUCGCACACACACACACAACCUUCUGGUGAGACUCUCGCUAAGGCGACGACGACGACAACAUGUACUGCGGAUUCGUGCUUCUCCUCUCCGCCUGGGCCAUCGCUCACACUGGGAUUCAAUCGAUCGUGGUUGGCGCCUGGCCGGCUGAGCAGACCAGCGGCAGCUCCUGUUGGAUCGACAAAGGAAAGCAGUGCGGAGGACACGGCAAAUGCGACGACCAGGUGUGCGCCUGCGACCCUUGUUGGCAGGGACGCGCCUGCGACACUUACGUUGACGUCCACCAGCCGCGUUUCCUGGUCAACAACUUCUAUAUCAUUGUCAACAAAAGUUUUGCCGGCUCCGUUUUCCGCGCCGAAGCGACGGACGACGACCUCGGGAUGACGUGCCCCCUGCACGGCCCUGGCGAAGGGACGACCUGCCCGUGCGCCACGACCCGGUUCAAGAUGCUGCACGGCGCCGACUCGACGCUGUUCAACGUGGACAACGAGACGGGCGACGUCUUUUUGGCCGAGGGCGCGACCCUGCAGGCCGGACGCCAGUACCACUUCACGCUGCAAGCACAGGGUUUGAAAGUGUCCGGCCUGGACAACAAGGUCGGCCGCGAUUUGAUGCGAGCCAUUGUCUACGUUCGCCCGGAAGCGUCCAAGCAAAGACUCGCCCUUGAUCCUCUAAGCCAGCCACUGAUCUUGAGGAAGAAACGAGAGGUGAAAUCCAAGUCUGAGAUUUCGAUGGAAUUCAUCCGGCUUUCUCCAGAAGACGAAAAGCUCCAAAUCGGAUCAUCCAUCGCUUAUAAGGCCGUGGUGCACCUUCCAGCCGAAAGGUCGUGGUCUCGCCCGCUCGGCGUGGAAAUCAGCACGGACCAAUCAGAAGCCACGCUCGCCCUCUGUCAGGCCCGGGUUUCUGGGGUCAAGGGGGCUCUGGUCUCCAGUCUGGGCCCCAUCAACACUCUUGAGCCGCAACUCUUCACCCACAAAACCCUUUCAACCAUGUACGUUCAAGCCGUGUUUGAUUUCGGCGUGAUUUCUCUGCUGGAGCACAACGCAAACGACUCUCGGCCGAGCGUCGAGAUGAUAUUUGAGGCCAUCGUGGUGAGAGCGAGUGCAAAGGAGGCUCCACUUCAGUACAUCAGAGGCACGCUCUUCACCGACGAGGCCGCUGCCUCCACAGCGCUAGACCUCUCAGACGUUCCAGCAAAAACGGCGUCCUCCGACCAGCGUUCGACCCUGCAGACAAUGCACGCGGACGCCGACGUGGCCCCUGACCGGCCUGCCGACCUCCACUGGCGCUUCCAACCGGCCGCCGCGUCCGGAGACCUCACGCUCGCCAUCAGGCAGCUCCCAGGGGAACAGGUUUCCGUGCGCGUCGGCGGGCUCAGCGUGAGCAGCGACGACGACGCGUUCCAUUGUUUGGCGCCGCCGAGGGCUGAGCUGGCGUCGCAGGCCUGUCUGCUGAUUGAUGACUCGAACAACGGCAGCCUGCUCGCCAACUUGCACUUGCCCGUCUACAUCCACCGACGAACAGGAUCCGCUCUGACGAUCAAGGCCUGGCUGCUUCCGCUGCGGAGCCGGCCCUUUGCCGUUGUCGAGGCGCUUUUCUCGACGAGCCAAGGCGCUGCUUGGCGCUCGCUGCAUAAUGUCUCCGUCGCGCCCGCAUCGCUGCAUCCAGCUGCACCGUCCACGCCGAAACUUGUGGUGAAGGCGGCGAGCGCGAGCGAGGUGCCCGCAGGAAUUCCAGUCGUGUACCACGCCAAAUUGCAGCUGCCCAGAGGACUUUUCAACCUAACAGCGGCCCUGAGGACGCUGACCAAAGGGGCCGCCGUGACCGACAUUGGCCUGCUGAGCGUCGGCCCGGACGUGGACCAAGAUCUGCUCAAGCAAUAUCAGAUCGUGCGGAAAAGCGACGGCGAACUCGUGUUCCAAGUUUCCGACCCGGUUUUAGUUCGCCAGGACGCCAAGGACGCUGUCGUGCUCAAGAUGUGCGUCGUUGGCAACGCCAAGGGGGUGGCAAAAUUCGGUCUCAGGCUGCUCGCCUACCCUCAAGUGGAGCAACUUGUUUUCCAGGCCGUCGUCACGCCUUACCAGGCGCCGUUUGUCACGCCCGAGGUUUCCAUCACGCCCUACGAGGACCAAACGCUCUUCGAACAGCAGGGCGCUUUGGAGUUUCGUCUCGAGAUGAAAGUUCCAGAGGGUACAUGCAUAAAGCCCGUGAAACUGGAGCUCGGAAGUUCAUUCAAAGGCAGCGGAGAGGUCACCACUGAUCUGUGCAGAGUCACUUUCGCCGAGCACUCGGGCAUCACGCCAAAAAAGUUGGUCCCUAAUCACGUGCUGGAUCUUGGCUCGCUUUGUGCACCGCGCAUGUCCAGGACGAGGUCGAGCGCCAGAAAUCAUCACUCGUUCACCCUGCAAGCGUCGUUCAGAGCUUCCACACUCCGUGAGCAGGAUGUUGAAGGUAUCAUCCGGAUCGACGCAAGAAUGCAAAUGGGAGGCGUUUCGUUCUGGUCUGGCGGAGUGUCCACGCAUUUGGUCGACCGGCUUUCCGUGUUGAAAGGUUGCGAAAUCAGCAGCGCUACUGCGAAUGCCUGCGAGCUCUAAACGCGAAGCCAAGAAAUAAACCGCGAUGGUGUUUAGUCAGUGUAGAGAGAAAUGUGGGUGUUCAUAUCAGUGAUAGUGUCUGUGAUAUUUGUCAGCAAAUUUCGGUUCGGCUUCGGUUUUCGUCUGCUUGCUUUGGAGAAGGGACCAAAAUUGUUAAUCUCAGAGUGGAUGCUACGGAAAAACAUCACUUUUAAAAACUAUCAACCCUGCUCACCUUUUCGAUUCUUAGCCUUUUUACUUUCUGAUUAAGACUUAUGGACAAAACGUAGUAGCAGCCAAAUACAUGAAUAUAUUUAACUUUUAUAAGACUAAUUGACAUGUCUUGAAUUAAAUCUAUUGUAAAGAAAGGAGAGAAUGUACAGUUAACUUUAUAAGACCGUCUUUGACGAAGUUUCUGAGCCCACCAAUCGAUUCCUGACGGUCGAAUUAGGUAAAAUGGACGUUUUUUCCGUUAAAAAAGUGAAGUGCGACGUGAGAACUUUUUUCCCGCCAAAACAACAUGAAUGCGAGAAGUGCGCAUGCGUCAGAGCUUGACAAAGAAGUCAUUCGUACAGGCGGUGUUUCUGCAGUGCUCAAAUCAGCUCUAACGCAUGCGCAUUUCUCGCAUUCAUUUGUUUUGGCGGGAAAAAAGUUCGCACGUCUCGCUGCACUUUUUUAACGGAAAAAACAAUAAUUUUACCUAAUUCGACCCUCAGGAAUCGAUUGGUGGGCUCAGAAAUGUCGUCAGAGACAGUCUUUAAGAUGUAACUAUUAGUUUGUAAAAUUUAAAUAAUAAUUGACGGAAUUAAGUGGAAGAAACCCCGCGAACGAAGAUAAGAGAUAAGCCCCGUCGUGUUAAUAUGUAAAUAUCUCCAUUGUGUGUACUUGUAAUGCAAGUUGAGGAAUCAAAUAGCAUAGCAGGAGCAUCAUUCAAAUGUGUAUAUUAUGUCGUGUACCGAUGUGCUCACACUCAUUGUCAGACGCGAUUCGUGUAAAUAAAUUAAAAUAUAAAAGCGAUCGAGAAACAACGUAUAAAAACUUGUAGCGAAUACUGCGUAGACUUUUGUGUAUCAAUAUCAUUGUACUGCCACGCACGAAAUUCAACACGAAUAUUCGAAUAAAAAUAGGUGGAUAAUUCAAAAUCAA
Molecule: messenger RNA, 3777 nt
Organism: Cloeon dipterum
Lineage: Eukaryota; Metazoa; Arthropoda; Insecta; Ephemeroptera; Baetidae
Exons: 20
Coding region: 121-2652 (843 amino acids)
Source: RefSeq, a predicted model, not a curated record